Messenger RNA from Staurois parvus, 1035 nucleotides. NCBI's taxonomy places the organism in Eukaryota, Metazoa, Chordata, Amphibia, Anura, Ranidae. The record is from the annotation of a GenBank genome assembly.
AUGUCGUUGAGCCCAAAGCAUACAACACCCUUUUCAGUGACCGAUAUCCUGAGCCCCAUUGAAGAGACCUACAAGAAGUUUGGUGGCAUGGACAACACUGGGAACCUGAGCACUUCCCUCAGCGCCUACAGACAGAGCCACGUUUCCCAGGCAGGGAUGCAACAACACACCAUGGGCCACAAUGCCACUGUCACCACCACCUACCACAUGCCCCAUAGUGUCUCCCAGUUCUCACAUGGUGCCAUGGGGGGUUACUGCAAUGGAAGUAUUAGCAAUAUGGGAGAUAUCUCCUCUUACCAAGAUACUAUGAGGAACAGCGCAGCAGCCACUGGAUGGUAUGGAGCCAACCCAGAUCCAAGGUAUUCAACAAUUUCUAGAUUCAUGGGACCUUCCAGCGGUAUGAAUAUGGCUGGCAUGGGCACUUUGCAAGGGAUAGCAGAAGCUGCCAAAUCAAUGGCCCCUCUACAUGCAGCCCCCAGAAGGAAAAGAAGAGUCCUCUUCUCUCAAGCGCAAGUGUAUGAACUGGAAAGGAGGUUCAAGCAGCAGAAGUAUCUCUCAGCUCCUGAAAGAGAGCAUCUGGCCAGCAUGAUCCACCUCACCCCUACUCAGGUGAAGAUCUGGUUUCAGAAUCACAGGUACAAGAUGAAGAGGCAAGCCAAGGACAAAGUCACUCAACAACUCCAGCAAGAAAGUAACUUGUGCCAGCAACAGUCCCCCCGCCGUGUGGCCGUUCCAGUGCUGGUAAAAGAUGGCAAGCCUUGCCAAAACGGCUCCAACACCUCAACCACAAGUCAACAGGUAUCCCAACAACAGAGUGGCUCCAAUGGUGUAUUGUCUUCUUCUAACAGCGCUGUCCAUCAGCACCAGAAUCAACAAGUUAACUCUUUAAACCAAGCUCCAGAGUUAGAGGAAAUGUCACCUAGCCCUCAAUCCCUCCACAACCAGGUGGCCAACAUGACACAGAUGGACGCUUCCAGUGUAGACUACACCAAUGGUAUGGUCAACCCCAGUAUGCUUUACGGAAGAACGUGGUAA